AUGGAUUCUCUAUUUUCCUCAGUAUUUGGAAAUCAAAUUUUGAAUCAAAUAAUAUUUGAACAUGUUCCAAUUAUAAACAAAAAAGUUAAUAUCCCAGGUGCAGAGCAACGUUAUCAUUCUUAUAGUUGGAAACAAUUGAAUGAAGUUCCUACUUUGUUAUCAAAGCUUGGUUAUGUAGAUCAAUUGCGAUCGCUUUUUGCAAGAAAAGAAAUUGACAGAUUUGUUGUUCAAGCAUGCAUGAAGCUUGCCAUUGAAAAAGGACAUUUCAACACACUCAAGUAUCUCUUUGAGGAAGCCAAUGUUCCCGAUGCAUUCAGUCCCGAAGUAUUCUACCAUGCCAUCAAGUUUAGUCAGUUGGAGAUUGUCAAGUAUUUCGAGAGCAAAAGUGGAUUGGACUGGGACAAUGAAGAGGCCAUGUUAUUAGCACCCCUCACCAACAGUUUGGAAUUCCUCAUUGAACGAUCAAAGAAAUUCGAGAGUGAACACAAAGUAAAAUUGCGCCAGCCACAUACUCUUUCCAGAUUGUUUGAUAACGCUGCCGCUGUUGGAAGUAUUGAAAUGAUCGAAUGGGCUGCCUUGAAUAGACCAAGUUACAGAACCAAUAACUACAUGUAUCAUUGUGCUGCCCGUGAAAACCAUAUCCAUGUUCUUAAGUAUCUUAAGAGAUUGUCAAAUCCAUUGGAUGUUCCAGAGGCAAGCAGCCUUAUGAAUCUCUAUUCUGCCGCUGCCGGAAAUGGAAGUCUGGAUGCACUCAAGUGGCUUAAAGAAAAUAAUAUUGGAAAUUCAAAUCAAAAUGCUAUGAAUGUUGCCGCCGCCAAUGGACACUUUGACGCUGUUCUUUGGCUGCAUGAGAACCGUACUGAAGGAUGUAAUUUCGAGGCAGUCGAAAUGUCAUUAAGAAAUAAACAUUACAAUAUCUUCAAAUGGUUGUAUUGCAACUACCCAAACGAACGUCACAGUGAAUCGGUGUCAAUGAUGGCAAAAAAAGGAAAUUUGGCAAUGUUAAAAUGGCUACACGAACAAAAUGAUCAAGAUUUCAAUGGUAGUUUAUUGAACGAUUCUCUUAAGAAUGGAAAUCUCAAAGUUGCCAAAUGGUUAUUCGAGAAUCGUACUGAACAAUGGGAGACAGUACAAAUCUAUCAUGUGGAAACAAAAGGUGGAGUUGAAAUUCUUGAAUGGUUGCAUGAAAAACGAAUUCCAUUCAAUGUGUCUCAAGACUCUCUCCAUAACGCAUCAAGAUUCGGACAACUCGAAGUUUUGAAAUGGUUACAGGAGAAUAGAGGUACAGAUCUCGGUCAAAAUUCGAUACCCGGUUUUAACUUUGGUCAAGAUCCGAAUACCGCUAUGGAUCUAGCGGCCGAAAGUGGAUUCGUAGAUAUUUUAAAGUGGUUGAAGGAAAAUAGAAGUGCACAAUGCAGUGUGAAUGCGAUGAACAAGGCUGCCGGAAAUGGUAAAAUUGAAGCCCUCCAAUGGCUACACGAGAAUACCACUGCAGGAUGUACUGGGGUCGCAUACGUUGAAGCUGCUCGUGGUGGACAUCUCAACGCUAUCCAAUGGCUGCAUACUCAUAGAACUGAGAAAGGUGCUCCUUCCACAAUCGAUUUGGCUGCCCAGAGAGGAUAUCUCGAUAUCAUCAAGUACCUCCAUGAAAACAGAAACGACGGUUGUUCAAAGGCUGCUAUGGAUAACGCCGCUGGAAGUCAAAGAUUGGAUAUUCUGAAAUGGUUGCAUGCCAACAGAACCGAAGGAUUCUCAGAGGCUGCAUUGUACAAAGCAAUCUCUUCAUGUAACCUUGAGAUAAUCACUUGGUUAUUUGACAACAACAAGGAGAAUCUCAUUACCGAUCUUAGUUGUCUGUCUCGUUUCCCAACUCCAAAGAAUUUGCAAGUGAUUAGUUUCCUUAGAAACCGUGGAUACGAUGUGUUGGCGGCGUUGAUAAAGCAGAGAUCUUAUGAAUUGUUCAUGGUCGUAUUUGAAGAUAGUGACAUUUCACAUGUUCCCAAUUUAAUCAAUGUUGCACUUGAAAAUAAUCCAACUGAUUCCUUUAUUGAAUGGUUAAAUUCAAAGGGUGUCGAGAUCACCGAGGAAGCUCUAGACAUUGCUGCCAAAAAGAAAAACAAAGCACAGUUCGAAUUGUUGUUGAACAAAAUGACUCAAUUGGAUCCAGCAGUUAAAAGAAGACGUCUCGAACAAUUGGAAUCAAUUCAAACUACCCAAUCAGGUUUUGGAUCAUCUACAUUCAGUUUCGGUAAUGGAGGUGGAGGUUUCUCUGCUUCAUCUGGUGGCGGUUUCUCUGCUUCAUCUGGUGGUGGUUUCUCUGCUUCAUCUGGUGGUGGUUUCUCUGCCUCGUCUGGAGGAUCUAUAAAUUAUCAAUCAUUUUUUAAUAAUCCAAAUUAA
This is a messenger RNA of Heterostelium album PN500, 2397 nucleotides long. Its product is annotated as ankyrin repeat domain-containing protein. Gene Ontology annotation, molecular function: protein binding. The transcript has a single exon. NCBI's taxonomy places the organism in Eukaryota, Evosea, Eumycetozoa, Acytosteliales, Acytosteliaceae. The record is from RefSeq and is a predicted model, not a curated record. The coding region runs from base 1 to 2397 and encodes 798 amino acids.